Molecule: messenger RNA, 1248 nt
Organism: Pseudomyrmex gracilis
Lineage: Eukaryota; Metazoa; Arthropoda; Insecta; Hymenoptera; Formicidae
Product: ankyrin repeat, PH and SEC7 domain containing protein secG-like
Exons: 4
Molecular function (GO): protein binding
Source: RefSeq, a predicted model, not a curated record
CGACACUCUCACAGCGAAACUUCCGUGUCCACUGUAAAGAGAGAUAUGGAAAUCGACGCGUUUACUGUUGCGUCAUACCACAACCCGACCGUAUCCAUGGGCCAGGACGUAACACGCGCAAACACGAAAUAACGAAACACAAAUCUUAAAAUAAAAAUAAAAUCGAAAUGACGUCGCGACAUUAUUUACCACAUCCUUUACCACAUCCUAAACUUGAUAUGAUAACGUCUUGGUGUGGAUUCCCCAACUAUAUAUUUUGGCAGCAGUCGUUCGAGAGAUUUCAUAAGUUCGAGAAUCGAUUACUACUUUGUCAGUAAUAACGCGAAAACAUUAAUAAUGCCGGCAAGUGAUCCGGAUUGUCUCGCAUUCGUGGCGGCGAUUGAGAUUGGCGAGUUUGACAAAGCAAAUCAACUUUUGGCGCGAGACAACGAAAACAAGUUCAUUCAGCCAGUAGGCGUUCUUGAAGUGACGGCUCUGCAAGUAGCUGCUUGGCAAGGAAACAUUGAUUUAUUAAAUCAGCUCAUCAAAAAAGGUGCUGACGUAAAUGGAUUUGACAAAAUCGGCAGAACUGCCCUUUACUAUGCAGCACAUUGCGGCCACGUCGAUGUUACCAAACGACUUCUUGAAUGUAAAGCAGAAAUCAACACCCAAGUCGGAAUCCAUUCCUGUAGCAGAGAUAUGCACUUGGAAUCUACCUCAAUUGGACAAAAUUUACCGUUACCCAUGCGGAGAAGAUCACCACUAAAUCAAGCGGUAAGAAAUAAUCACGCUGACGUCGUGCGCAUUUUAAUCGAAAAUGGUGCACGUGCUGACAUUCGAGACCACCGUUUUACACCUCCGUUGCUACUGGCAGGAAUCGCAGUAAAUACUCGUGAUGAUCCGAAUGAAAUGAAGAAAUUCUUCGAGAUCGUCAAAUUAUUGGUAUCCGCAGGAGCGGAUAUCAACGAAAUUUAUCAAGGAACAGGUACAACGGUGUUGCACCAUGCAACGAUGUAUGGUAGUGUAGAAACGAUUGAACUACUGGUGGCAAAAGGCGCACGGAUAUAUCAGUGCAGCAAGUUUAGAAACACUCCGUUUCAUAUUGCAGCAAGAGCAGGAGACAGCAGGGCACUGUUGGCUUUAUUGAAUACAAAACAACCUUAUUUCAUCGACAUGGGCGACCACAUGAACCGCACAGCUCUUCACAGAGCGGCUUUUCAUGGUCAUCGUAAGUGCGUACAAAUACUGAUUAAUCACGGUGCUAACAUA